GUGACGAAGGUAUUUAAAAUUAUAUUCAGUACAAUAUAUGCAAGGUCGUGUAUGUGUGUUUGUGUGUGUCUGUACACGACGAAACUUGACAGCUUUAUUAACAUUAUUAUAAUAUGGGUUUAUUUGGUAAAACCCAAGAAAAAGAUCCAAAAGAAAUGGUCCAAGAGUGGACUCAUAAAUUAAGAAAAGAAGGUUAUAAUUUAGAUAGACAAGUUAGAGCAAUACAGAGAGAGGAAGAUAAAGUAAAACGUUCAUUAAAGGAAGCAGCUAAGAAGAACGAUAAAGAUGUUUGUAAAAUUCUUGCCAGAGAAAUUAUUCGGGCUCGCAAAGCGUGUAAUAAAUUGUGUACAUCAAAAGCUCAUUUGAAUUCGGUAUCAUUACAAAUGAAAAAUCAAUUGGCAACUAUAAGAGUUGCUGGUUCUGUAUCUAAAUCUACAGAAGUUAUGCAAGCUAUGCAAUCGUUAGUGAGAGUACCUGAGGUUGCAGCCACUAUGAGAGAAUUAUCAAAAGAAAUGAUGAAAGCUGGUAUUAUCGAAGAGAUGUUAGAUGAGACCAUGGAUUCUAUUGAAGAAUCUGAAGAUAUGGAAGAUGAAGCCGAUGAAGAAGUUGAUAAAAUUUUAUGGGAAGUUACAGCAGGACAACUUGGAACAGCUCCUGCAGUUGUUACAGAAACUCCUGGUGUUGUUGCAUCAACAUCCGUUGAAGUAGAAACAGAGGAUGUAGAUGAUGAUAAAGAGCUUGAAGAAAUGAAAAAUAGAUUACAGAGUUUACGAAGUUAGUCUUAAUACAUAAAUUAUUUAUGUGUUGAUAACAUUAUAAGUAUUUGACAUCAUUUUAAAGUUAUAUUUGUUAGUAUAAUGAAUACACCGAUUGAAAUAACAUCUACACUAAAUUAAAUUAUCUCAAUUAAGCUUUAAAUACACCUUGAUACAUUUAUUUUUACAUAAUACAGUAUAAUUCAAACUUACUGUAAAAAUUCUAAGCAUAUAUAAGUUUCUAAACAAUGUUAUUUUAUUACAAGUUUUAUAUGCAUAUUUAACAAUCUUUAUAUCUUUGUUAUAAAUAUUAUAUUUUACCAAAUAUUCACUAUUCGUGUUAAAAAAAAAAAAAAAAAAAAAAAAAAAAUAAAUUGAAGCUAGCUUUGAAAUCACUUAUACUAAUUUAUUUUCAUAAUGUAUAAUAGAAAAAUAUUGCGCUAGUAUAUUCUUUAUAAUUAAUAACAGAGUUCAUAAAAUAAGCUGGAACAAUAUGUUGAAAUUAGUAUUUAUGUAAACAAUAGUCAUAAUAAUGUAGUAAUAAUUAUACAAGCAAGUAAUAUACAAUAAUUCACUAAUGAAAUUAAUCACGAAUAUAGUAUUUAAUAUAGCAUUUAGUAUAACAUGAUGUAACCAGAUGACUAUCACAGAAUGAAAUUUCAUUUGAAAUUAUAACACUUUCUGGUUAUAUGUAAAUAUUGUAUUUAUAUUAACAUUGUAAAGUAAAAAUUAA
This is a messenger RNA of Vespa crabro (European hornet), 1488 nucleotides long. It is a transcript of the gene Vps24, whose product is annotated as charged multivesicular body protein 3. NCBI's taxonomy places the organism in Eukaryota, Metazoa, Arthropoda, Insecta, Hymenoptera, Vespidae. The transcript is spliced from 4 exons. Gene Ontology annotation, biological process: late endosome to vacuole transport; protein transport; endosome transport via multivesicular body sorting pathway. The record is from RefSeq and is a predicted model, not a curated record. The coding region runs from base 114 to 779 and encodes 221 amino acids. Gene Ontology annotation, cellular component: ESCRT III complex; multivesicular body.